AUGAACAUUUUUCGGCUCGCUGCGGAUAUGUCGCAUCUUAUUGCGAUACUAAUCCUGUUGGCCAAGAUGUGGAAGACGCGCUCCUGCUCUGGCAUUUCUGCUCGUUCACAGAUCCUUUUUGCCAUUGUGUUCACGGCCAGAUACCUAGAUCUUUUUACGACGUUUAUUUCGACGUACAAUACAGUCAUGAAGGUGUUCUUUAUAAUUUCCUCUUACGUUUCGCCCAACAUACGAAAAAGAGAGCGAUAG
Ostertagia ostertagi is the source of this 249-nucleotide messenger RNA. The record is from the annotation of a GenBank genome assembly. Lineage: Eukaryota; Metazoa; Nematoda; Chromadorea; Rhabditida; Trichostrongylidae.